AUGUCAAGUCGUUAUAUUAAUAUGACUUUACCAGAAAAAGUUGAAUUAGCAGUUAGAGAAGUUGAAAAUCAAUUCUAUUUAGAUAAUGAUUAUUUAAUUAAAGCUUCAGAAUAUUUUGAAAAAUCAAUGAAAGAUGGAUUGAAAGCUCCAAAACAAAGUAGAGAACAUAUGCCAAUGAUUCCAACAUUUGUAACAAAAAUUCCAAAUGGUAAAGAAACUGGUAUAUAUUUAGCAGCAGAUUUAGGUGGUACAAAUUUUAGAGUUUGUUCAAUUGAUUUAAAAGGUGAUCAUACUUUUGAAUUAAAACAAAAUAAAUAUAGAAUUCCCUUAGAAUUAAUGAAAGGUCAAAAAGCUGAUGAAUUAUUUCAAUUUUUAGCAACCAAAAUUCAAAGUUUUUUGGAUGAACAUCAUGAUGAUGCAAACACUAAAGGUAAAGAACCAUUAAAAUUAGGUUUCACUUUUUCAUUUCCUGUUGAACAAACUGCUUUGGAUAAAGGUACUUUAAUUAGAUGGACAAAGGGGUUUGAUAUUCCAGAUACUGUUAAUAGAGAUAUUGUUGAAUUAUUACAAGCUAAUUUAACUGUUUUAGAAGUUAAUGUCAAAGUUGUUGCAUUAGCUAAUGAUACUGUUGGAACAUUAUUAUCAAGAGCUUAUGAAAAUGAUCCAACGAAGACAAAUGCAAAUACAGUUAUUGGUUGUAUAUUUGGAACUGGUACAAAUGGUGCUUAUUAUGCUGCCAUAGAUGAUAUUCCAAAAUUAAAAAAUCCACCAAAAAAUUGUAAAGGUAUGGUAAUAAAUACUGAAUGGGGAUCAUUUGAUAAUACUUUACAAAUAUUACCAAAUACUAUAUUUGAUGAAAUUGUAGACAAAGAAACUGCUAAUAAAGGUUAUCAUUUAUUUGAAAAAAGAAUUAGUGGUAUGUUUUUAGGGGAAAUUUUAAGAGUAGCAUUGUUAAAUCUUUUUGAAAGAGGUUUAAUUUUCCAAGAAUUAUACAAGGAAAGAGGUGGAAGUUUACCACAUAGAAUAACUGAACCAUGGUUAUUAGAUUCUGAAGUUCUAUCAUAUAUUCAAAUUGAUGAUUCAACAGACCUAAAAAUGUCUGAAUUAAUUUUGAAAAACGCUUUGAGAUUACCAACUACAAAAGAUGAAAGAAUAGUUAUACAAAGAUUAACAAGAGCUAUAUCAAGAAGAGCUGCUCAAUUAUCUGCAAUUCCUUUAGCCACAAUUGUAAAAAGUGUUAAGGAUCAAUAUAAAGAUGAUGAUAGAGAUUUUGAAGUUGGUUGUGAUGGUUCAGUUGUUGAAUUCUAUCCAGGUUUUAGAGAUGCUAUAAUGGAAUCAAUUGAAGUUAUAAAUCCUUUAAAAGGUUCUCACAAGAAAAUAUAUUUAAAAAUUGCAAAAGAUGGUUCAGGUGUUGGUGCUGCUUUAUGUGCCGCAACAGCAGAAUAA
This is a messenger RNA of Lodderomyces jiufengensis, 1446 nucleotides long. RefSeq names its product glucokinase (gene GLK1). The transcript has a single exon. The record is from RefSeq and is a predicted model, not a curated record. NCBI's taxonomy places the organism in Eukaryota, Fungi, Ascomycota, Pichiomycetes, Serinales, Debaryomycetaceae. The coding region runs from base 1 to 1446 and encodes 481 amino acids. Gene Ontology annotation, biological process: glucose 6-phosphate metabolic process; intracellular glucose homeostasis; glycolytic process. Gene Ontology annotation, cellular component: cytosol; mitochondrion. Gene Ontology annotation, molecular function: D-glucose binding; glucokinase activity; ATP binding.